AUGAAGUACUUUACCAUUGCUAUCCUUCUGUCCCUCACUGGCAGUGUCUGUGCCGACUUGCACAACAUUGCUGUGUGCAUCUCGAACAGGAAGUACUCCAACAUCGGCGGCACCCCCUUCAGCGUUAGCUACACCUGGUCCAAGGAUUACGAGAUCCUUCCUGAUGCGACCAAGUGUGCUUGUGAGGCCUACAAGCAGCGCAAUACGGGAGACAACCAGUGGGAUGUAUGCCCUGAUUGCACCUUUGAUGGUACAUACUGUAACUCUGCUGGCUGGCAUAUCGGUGGUGAUGAGAUGACAUACUAUUGUGAGGACAUUUGCCAUGCUCAAGGUGCCGAGGGCAACUAG
Molecule: messenger RNA, 348 nt
Organism: Fusarium sp. VM40
Lineage: Eukaryota; Fungi; Ascomycota; Sordariomycetes; Hypocreales; Nectriaceae
Source: the annotation of a GenBank genome assembly